AUGUAUAAUGGCAUUGGCCUGACAACACCCCGCGGCACCGGCACCAGCGGGCACGUCGUGCGCAACGCGUCGGCACUCAAGCCCAGCCAAAAGCACCGGCGAAUUGAGCGCAAAGAGCGUGCCCCCAAGCCCGUCGACCCGAGCAUUCUCGAGCACGAGCGCAAGCGCCAGGUAGAAAUCAAAUGCCUGUUUCUGCAGGACGAGCUGGAGGAGCAAGGACUGGAGGAGGCCGAGGUGGAGCGCCGCGUCGGUGUGCUGCGCCAGCAAUUGCUGAGCAACCUGGAGACUGCGAGCUUGCCGGAAGCUAAAUUGCGCAGUUUCGAGACACAGCGAGUGCGGGAGCGGAAAGAAAAGGAAAACGAGCGGUUCGCCAGAGCCAUGCGCAUUGACAAGGAGCAUGUGGAGGGCGAGGCGUUUGAUCCAGGAGCUGGUUGA
Messenger RNA from Linderina pennispora, 435 nucleotides. Its product is annotated as cwf21-domain-containing protein. The transcript has a single exon. The record is from RefSeq and is a predicted model, not a curated record. The coding region runs from base 1 to 435 and encodes 144 amino acids. NCBI's taxonomy places the organism in Eukaryota, Fungi, Kickxellomycota, Kickxellomycetes, Kickxellales, Kickxellaceae.